Molecule: messenger RNA, 1041 nt
Organism: Kwoniella botswanensis
Lineage: Eukaryota; Fungi; Basidiomycota; Tremellomycetes; Tremellales; Cryptococcaceae
Product: AmmeMemoRadiSam system protein B
Exons: 8
Coding region: 1-1041 (346 amino acids)
Source: RefSeq, a predicted model, not a curated record
AUGCCAGCCAGCGCAAGAGAAGCGACCCACGCUGGGAGUUGGUACAGCGCUUCAGAAUUACAACUUCGUCAACAACUUUCCAGCAACUUAUCUAAAGUCCAUCCUAUCCCGGAACUGGAGUAUGAUCCACCUGUACAAGAUUCAAAAGCGAUUAUAGCUCCUCAUGCCGGGUAUAGUUAUAGUGGACCGACUGCCGCUUGGGCAUAUGCUAGUAUUCCUGUUGAUAAGAUUAAACGAGUGUUCCUCCUUGGUCCAUCUCAUCAUGCCUAUAUCCCUGGAGUAGCUUUAUCGAAUUUCAAGGUCUAUGAAACUCCGGUUGGGGAUAUCAAUUUGGAUCUCAAGACAAUCGAAGAAUUGAAGUCAACUGGGAUAUUCUCAACGAUGAAAUCAUCUGUAGAUGAAGAUGAACAUAGUUUGGAAAUGCAUUUACCAUACAUUCGACAUGUCUUUAAAGAUAGGAAGGAUCUUAGCUUGGUUCCCAUCUUAGUUGGUCAUCCGAAAUCCGAAACUUUAGAUGAGUUGAGUAAAGUCCUAGCUAAAUACUGGAAAGAUGAAGAUACGUUCUUUAUCAUUUCAUCUGAUUUCUGUCAUUGGGGCUCGAGAUUCUCUUGUACACCAUACUACCCUCAUGCUCCUCCACCUCCCAAUCCAGUCCCACCAGUCCCGCACGAAACCCUCCCUGCAUCCUUCGAACCUCCCGACUUGAUCAAGAGAUUCACUUCCUCUCAUAAUAACCCGAAUGUCCCGAUUUGGAAAUCUAUACAAUAUAUGGAUCAUGAAGGCAUGGAUCUACUUAGACAUCCUGCCGAGGAAGGGGCGGCGGAGAAGUGGGAAGCGUAUUUGGAUAGGACCAAAAACACAAUUUGCGGUAGAAACCCAAUUACAGUCUUACUUCACCUGAUCCAACAUAUAUACCUGACCAAACCCGAUUCCGCGAUACCUGUAUUCACCUUUGUGAGGUACGAACAAAGUAGUAAAUGUUUUGAUGGCAAGGAUAGUAGUGUUAGUUACGUUAGUGGGGUAUUGAGAGUACCUCAUUGA